AUGGCGACCGAGUUGACCGUCCAGUCCGAGCGCGCUUUCCAGAAGCAGCCUCACAUCUUCCAGAACUCGAAGUCUCAGGCCAAGUCCAAGAAGGCUGGUCAGACCCGCCGCUGGUACAAGGAUGUCGGUCUCGGUUUCCGUACCCCCAAGACCGCCAUUGAGGGCAACUACAUCGACAAGAAGUGCCCCUUCACCGGUCUCGUCUCCAUCCGUGGCCGUAUCCUGACCGGCCGUGUUGUGUCCACCAAGAUGCACCGCACCAUCGUCAUCCGCCGUGAAUACCUCCACUACGUCCCCAAGUACAACCGUUACGAGAAGCGCCACAAGAACCUGGCUGCUCACGUCUCCCCCGCUUUCCGUGUUGAGGAGGGUGACUGGGUCACCGUCGGCCAGUGCCGUCCUCUCUCCAAGACUGUCCGCUUCAACGUCCUGCGUGUCCUGCCCCGCACUGGCAAGGCCGUCAAGUCUUUCAGCAAGUUCUAA
This is a messenger RNA of Penicillium daleae, 483 nucleotides long. RefSeq names its product 40S ribosomal protein uS17. The transcript is spliced from 3 exons. The record is from RefSeq and is a predicted model, not a curated record. Bases 1 to 483 code for a protein of 160 amino acids. Lineage: Eukaryota; Fungi; Ascomycota; Eurotiomycetes; Eurotiales; Aspergillaceae. Gene Ontology annotation, molecular function: structural constituent of ribosome. Gene Ontology annotation, biological process: translation. Gene Ontology annotation, cellular component: ribosome; cytosolic small ribosomal subunit.